UUAUUGAUAAAAUUUUGUUAUUGAAUUUGAUACUGCAUUUAGUUUACUAACUUAUUUAAAUGAACCACUAAAUUAUUAAACUUUUCCUCAAAAUACAUAUAAAAACUGUCAGACAUGUUCUCACAUGCAUCCUCCUGUUCCUUGUUGAAAUAGCAUCAAAUUUCAGCAUUUUAAAACCAGGUUUACUUGGUGAAUGAACUCUCUUUCCUGAAGUUUUCAACAUCCUAUGACUUAUCAUCAGUGAAGGUCUCUCUACUGGUCCAGGAUUUUGCUCAGUUUCACUUAUAAAUAGUAAUACUAGAAUCAGAUCCAACAAAAAUGAUCUGUCGAUUUCCCAUAUACAUUCUCAUCUACGUGGGUCGUUCAAUAAGUCCUUAGAAAAUCCAAUAGAUGGCGCUUGUAGCCUCAAAAAUGGCGCGUUUUUUGUAAGCAUGAUGUUUCACUAGACAGUUGUGAAAAUCUCAGUCAUAUCCAUGAUAUGGUUUAAUUUUUAUUGUCAAUUGAAGCAAGAAACUUUUGUUUAUUUAGAAAAAUGGAAAAAAGUGAGUUUCGAGCGGUGAUUAAACACUUAUAUUUAAAAGGCUUAACACCAAAAGAGAUCAAAGCUGAGUUGGAUGAAGUUCAUGGCACAUCUGCUCCUGUGUUUGCAACUGUUUACAAUUGGGUAAAUGAGUUCAAACGUGGUCGUACAUCCACAAAAGAUGAACAUCGUUCGGGACGUCCAGUGGAAGUGACUACUCCCGAAAUGAUUGACAAAAUCCACGAUAUGGUUUUGAGUGAUCGACGAAUCAAAGUGCGUGAAAUAGUUGAGGCCACAGGCAUAUCACAAGGUACAGUGUUUUCAAUUUUGCACGAAAAAUUGGGUGUGAAAAAAAUCUCGGCAAGAUGGGUGCCGCGUUUGCUCUCAGUGGAGAAUAAACGUAAUCGUGUGGUCGACUCUGAGGCAAUUUUGGCACUUUUUCGUCGCAAUCCUGACGAGUUUCUGCGUCGAUACAUAACUGUGGACGAAACAUGGAUACACUAUUAUACUCCAGAGACCAAAGAACAGUCAAAACAGUGGGUUUUUGAAGGCGAAAGGGCUCCAAAGAAGGCGAAGACAGUGAAAUCGGCCGGGAAGGUGAUGGCCACGGUUUUUUGGGAUACACGCGGAAUCAUCUACACCGAUUACUUGGAAAAAGGAAAAACAAUAACUGGAGAGUAUUAUGCAUCAUUAUUGCACCGGUUGAGCGAAGAAAUCAAGGAAAAACGUCCUCAUUUGAAAAAGAAAAAGAUCCUCUUCCAUCAAGACAAUGCACGGGUGCACACCUGUGCAGUUUCAAUGGCCAAAAUCACGGAAUUAAAGUUUGAAUUAUUACCACAUCCACCGUAUUCACCGGAUUUGGCCCCCAGUGACUUUUUUUUAUUUCCAAAUUUAAAAAAAUGGCUUGGUGGACAACGAUUCACGUCAAACGAGAUGGUCAUUGCCCAAACAAAUGCCUAUUUUGAGGACCUUCCGAAAUCUUACUUUUUAGAUGGCUUAAAAAAGUUGGAGAAACGCUUGGAAAAGUGUAUAGAGCUUAAAGGAGAUUAUGUUGAAAAAUAAAAAAAAAUCUACCUAAAAUAAUUUGUUUUUCUAUCUUUUUCUAAGGACUUAUUGAACGACCCUUGUAUUUCAAACAGCAGUUUACUAAAUAUACCUUUAUGUUAACUCAGCAAAGAAACACACCAAUAGCAAUCACUGCAAACAGCACAUUUGGUACUAAAAUAUUAAAUAUAUUUUAUAUAAUGUGUAUAUAUAUGUA
Centruroides sculpturatus (bark scorpion) is the source of this 1781-nucleotide messenger RNA. RefSeq names its product histone-lysine N-methyltransferase SETMAR-like. The record is from RefSeq and is a predicted model, not a curated record. Lineage: Eukaryota; Metazoa; Arthropoda; Arachnida; Scorpiones; Buthidae. The transcript has a single exon. Bases 533 to 1582 code for a protein of 349 amino acids. Gene Ontology annotation, molecular function: nucleic acid binding.